Daucus carota subsp. sativus is the source of this 5582-nucleotide messenger RNA. RefSeq names its product U-box domain-containing protein 6. Bases 2995 to 5313 code for a protein of 772 amino acids. The record is from RefSeq and is a predicted model, not a curated record. Gene Ontology annotation, molecular function: ubiquitin-protein transferase activity; protein binding. Gene Ontology annotation, biological process: protein ubiquitination. The transcript is spliced from 7 exons. Lineage: Eukaryota; Viridiplantae; Streptophyta; Magnoliopsida; Apiales; Apiaceae.
UUCAAGAAAGUUUUAUACUACAAGCCAACUGAAAUUCUAUUACUUACGGUACCAGCUUUUACUCAGGCAUAAAAACAUCCAAACAAGAACCAAUGAAGAUGGGAGCUAAUCUGCUGCAAUUCAUUUUUACAACUUGAUGAAGAAGCUGCUGCUGCUGCCUUUGAUUACUGCAUAAUAAUAAUAUAAACCCUGUAAUGCCCUGUUUGGUAACAUGGAUUUGAUUUCAAAUCCAAGAUUUGUGCAAAUCUCUUGUUUGGCAAAUUUUAAAAAUUCAGAAUUUGGAUUUGUUCAAUUCCAUCCAAACUUAAACACAAGUCAAAAUAGAAUAAUUUGAAAUGCCAUUCCAAAACAUGUCAUUUGAAAUAAAAAAACUAAACGCACACUCCAGCUCCUCCUUCCCGAUCCACUCUGCUGCUCGCUCCUCUUCUCCCCUGCUUUCACGCUGCUGCUCGCUCCGGCCAUCCUUCCGUCUCCGAAGGUGCAAUUCUCCCUCUCUCCACCUCUCUCUCUCCCUCUCCCUCUCGCUCCCUCUCGCUCCCUUUCUGCCUCUCUCUCUCUCCCUCUCUCUCCCCCUCUCUCUCUCUUCCUAUCGCCCUCUCUGUAUCUCUCUUUCUCCCUGUCUCUCUUGCCAGUAUUGGAUUAUAUUGUUAUCAAUUUGUUGCUUAAUUUGAUAUUUAUAUGUAUAUAUGUGCGUGUAAUUGAUUUCAGUGCUCUGAUUUUUGUAAUUAGGGUUUAACCUUCUGUAUAUAAUCUGUGUGUAUAUGUAUAUUGUCCAGAACUGCUAGAUGGCAGGUGAUUUGAAUUCUAUCACAAAGACCUAAUCUGUUGCCUAUACAGUAGACGAGGUAAAAUCAGGUUUGGGUGUUAUAUAUUGUAAAAAUUUGAAUUAGUUGAGGAGUAAUGAUUCUCAAUUAUAGCCUACUCACUAGGUGCGUGCCUCGAUAUAAUAUUUCGGGUACACAUUUCCGAUUUGUACACAUUUCGCUCAGACUAUCUGCUACUGUAACAUACACUGUAUUCACAUAAAUACGUCCAUCUCUCCAUGUUAUAUAGACCCCUCUCAAUUAUCAUUUCACUGCUAGCUUAAGUGUUUGCGUAAUGGCAAAACGACUAAAGCUUCGCAUCUCCAGAGCAAUUACAUCUUCCUUCCAGUCCUGCCAUUCCAAAGACCCUUCCGUUUCGAAUACAAUCCAAUACUGGCAAAUCUAGAAACAUGAAAGUUGUGCUUUUGGUCAGUUUAAUUAGGAAUUUGAGCUAUAGAACUAGUUACAAUCCAAGGAGUCUCAGUACACGCAAACCUUACCUUUAGUCUCAUAAAUAAAGAGCACUUUGGAAAUAAAUGAAGGAAUAAUAUAGAGAAAUAUAUACUAAUUAAAUGAGCACUAACCCUCUUCCGCAUGAAUUCGAUUUCAGCAAAUAGAAGUUCAUUUUGCAGUUUAUAUAUUCUGAAUCAGUACUUCAACAAGUAAUUCUUAUUAGGAAAUAAUCAGCAUAUUCUAUGAAUGUAUAAGGACCUUUUUGGAGCGGACUCUGCAAAGUCCAUUCUGUAGUUUAGUUUCCAGGCCUUUAAGAUCCUUGGCUGGCAAAGACCCCAGGGCUUCGCCCAUCAGAUGCCUGUAUUAUAUGCAGAUGUUUUGAAUUCUAAAUCUAGAACUGUAUAAUUAGGUCGUUUUGUAACCUUCUUCCUGAAUUUGAAGUUUUUUCUAAGUAUAUAAUUUAGACUUAUAUUAUAAAUAAUAUGUUGAGACCUGUGGUAUUUCUGUUGCGACUUUGUGCUUAAAGAUUUAUGAUUUAAUAAAAAACCUGUGAAAGUGAAUUGAAUAAUUUUUAGAAGUCUGCCUAUGUGUCUGCCUAUGAUUUAUGAUUUCACUGCUCUCAUUUUUGUGAUUAGGGUUUAACUUUGUGUAUAUAAUCUGUGUAGUUGUCAUUUUAAAUUUCUGCUCUCAUUUUAAAAUUUUAAAUUUGUGUAUAUAAUCUGUGAAAACAUGGAAGAAACAACAUAUAUGCAAGAGGUUGAAGAAGAGCUAGAAGCUAUGGAAGCAAUUGAUGUGGAAGAUAAAGAAGAGGAUUUCAUCUCAACUGCUCGAUCUACCAAUGAGUGGACUGAAUUUAGAGAUCAACUUGCCAAAACAAUGUUUGAAGAAUAUCUAGUAGGAGGGACUGGAGUUCUAUGACUUUUAUACAUUUUUUCUAUGUGGUUCUGUGGGUUGUCAUGUUAAAGUGCAGCACGAUUUUCGCUUGCAUUUAUAAUGGAUUCAUUUGAUUGAGAAAUGCCAGCAUUCUUUCUAUUUAUUUACAUACAUACAGCUCAUAAUCUAAAGUGUGAGGGUCUGGUGUACUUGAUCCUAAACACUUGAAUCAGAAUGUUACUGGCCUCUUCUGCUGGGAAGUCAUCAUCUGAUUCAGAAUACUAUUACUUGUCGAAUCUCGAUCAGAAUAUUGCUUCAAUAAUUCAGACAGUGUAUUGUUUUAAGCCUGAUGGUGACAAGAAGAACACAGAAGGUGUUGGACUUGUUAUAAGAGAAUCUGAGAUGGUUUACAAAGCAUUCAACUUCGAUCAAGAGAAGCUAAUGAGGUUAAAGAAGUUGAUCAUGGAAGACGGGACCAUCAAGAACUGCUCCACAUUUGUGGCCCUCACGGCCUUGGUGUGGCGGGCAAGAACUGAAGCUCUUCAGAUGAAACCAGACCAACAACUCAAGCUAUUAUUUGUUGUUGACGGAAGAUCAAGAUUGGUGAAUCCUCCCUUGCCGAAGGGCUAUUUUGGGAACGGGAUUGUGCUAGCGUGUAGUGUGAGUAAUGCCGGAGAUUUGGUGAACAAGCCAUUGUGCUAGCGUGUAGUGUGAGUAAUGCCGGAGAUUUGGUGAACAAGCCAUUGUGCUAGCGUGUAGUGUGAGUAACGCCGGAUUGUGCUAGCAUUUCAGAUAUAAUUUCAGGUUUCUGCAGUAUAGUUAUCAGUGCUUGAUUAGCAUUUUUGUGUUAAGGAAUUUUUGAAUCAUGGAUGCCGCUGAGGUUGAAGAACAUUUAUUUUCACUCGGAGAGCCAAGGUUACAUGGUGAUAUGUGCAAGAUUCUAUCGGCUAUAUAUGGCAAAGUGUUUGCCAUCUUUCCCGAUCUAGAGGCUGCUAGGCCUAGGAGUACGUCGGGCAUACAGGCUUUAUGUUCUCUGCACAUUGCACUUGAGAAGACCAAGAAUGUUCUUCAGCAUUGUGCUGAAUGUAGUAAAUUAUACUUGGCUAUAACUGGGGACUCUGUAGUUCUAAAAUUUGGGAAGGCCAGAUCAGCUCUUGAAGAUAGUCUUAGGCGGGUAGAAGAUAUAGUUCCACAAGCUAUCAGUUGUCAGAUUUUGGAGAUUUUAAGCGAAAUCCAGGGAAUUGACUUCGUAGUUGAUCCAUUGGAGAAGCAGGUGGGGGACGAUAUAAUUGCAUUGCUCCAGCAAGGCAAAAAAUUCAAUAGUGGCUGUAGUGACACUAAUGAGCUGGAAGCAUUUCAUCAAGCCGCUUCUAAACUUGGCAUUACCUCCUCAAGAGCGGCCCUUAGGGAGAGAAGGGCUCUGAAGAAGCUCAUAGAGAGAGCCCGGGUUGAAGAAGACAAACGCAAAGAGUCCAUUGUGGCUUAUCUCUCACAUCUUAUGAGAAAGUAUUCAAAAUUAUUUAGAAGUGAUUUUUCAGACGAUAAUGAUUCACAGGGUUCAACACCCUGUUCCCCUACGAUUCAGGGGUCUUUUGAGGGAUAUGGCGGGCCUGAGAGCAAUGGGCAAGCCUUUGAGCGGCAACUGUCUAAACUCAGUUCUUUCAAUUUUAAUCCAAACUUCAGAAGAUCAGGCCAAAUGGCUGUUCCUCCUGAAGAACUAAGGUGUCCAAUAUCUUUGCAACUCAUGUAUGAUCCAGUCAUUAUUGCUUCAGGACAAACAUAUGAGCGAAUUUGCAUUGAGAAAUGGUUUAGUGAUGGGCACAAUACCUGCCCAAAAAGUCAGCAACACCUCUCUCAUCUUUGUUUGACUCCUAAUUACUGUGUCAAGGGCCUAGUUGCGAGCUGGUGUGAACAAAAUGGAGUUGUUGUCCCAGAUGGUCCCCCAGAGUCCCUUGAUCUCAACUACUGGAGACUGUGUUUGUCAGAGAGCGAAUCUGCAAACUCCAAAGUAUUACAAAGAAUAGGCUCUUGCAAAUUUAGGGGCAUGAAAGUGGUUCCUCUAGAGGAGAGUGAUAUUGCCGAAGUUGCUGAAGGAAAUGAGCAAGAGGAUGUUUCUGCAACUGAGGGUGAGGCUGAAUGUGAAGUUAAUACAUUUGAUAAAUAUGAGGAGUUCCUGACCAUCUUGGACAAUGAAAAAACUUUAAGGAAAAAGUGCAGAGUUGUAGAACAGAUAAGGCUCCUGCUGAGGGAUGAUGAGGAAGCCAGGAUUUGUAUGGGGGCCAAUGGUUUUGUUGAAGCAAUUAUGCAGUUUUUAGAUUCCGCCAUACAAACAGGGAAUGAAAUGGCUCAAGAAAUUGGUGCUAUGGCUCUUUUCAACCUAGCUGUUAACAAUAACAGAAACAAGGAAUUGAUGCUAGAAGCAGGAGUGCUUCCAUUGCUUGGGAAAAUGAUGGCAAGUUCAAGUUCUCUUUCAUCAGCAACUGCUGUUUACCUGAACCUUUCAUGCCAUGAAGAAGCAAAAUCAAUCAUCGGGUCGAGUGAGGCAGUCUCCUUUUUACUAGGAGUCCUGUUAGGAGAAAGUGAUUCACAAUGUAAGAUGGAUGCACUGCAUGCUCUAUAUAAUCUUUCUAGUUUGCCCUCAAAUAUACCUCAUCUUUUAUCAGCUGGCAUCAUCAAUGCUCUACAAGCUUUGAUAAAAGAUUAUAAUGACCAUACAUGGACAGAAAAAUCUGUAGCUCUUUUGCUAAACUUAGCUUCAAGUAAAACAGCAAGAGAUGACAUCAUAUCAGCGCCAGGCCUUAUUAGCGGGCUGUCAGCUAUACUGGAUAUUGGUGAGCCUAUUGAGCAAGAGCAAGCUGUAGCAUGUCUUUUAAAUUUAUGCAGUGGAAAUGACAAGUGUUGUCAAUUGGUCCUUCAAGAAGGGGUGAUUCCUUCACUAGUUUCCAUAUCAGUAAAUGGAACUAUGAGAGGGAAACAGAAGUCUCAGAAACUUUUAAUGCUGUUCCGAGAGCAGAGGCAGCGGGAACAGCCCCCAGUUCAAGUUGAUGAUAUGCCUGAAAGCAGUGAGAUGUCCCUGCAUCUUAAAGAAUCAAAACCUGUAUGCAAGUCAACUUCAGGGAAAAAAUUAAGCAAGAAUUGGAGUUUCUGGAGAAAGAACAAGAGUUUUACGGUGUCCCAAUGUUAAAUCCCUUGUAAUCUUGCAUCUCAAAUUCCCGACAAUUUGUAAAUUUCUGAUACCUCACCUUAUCAGGUUUUCCUCUUGAGAAUAGAUGUAUAGGUUAUGUAAUUUAUGGAUUUUGUCAGGUCUUACCAAUUUGUAGUCUAGGUUUACAUGUUUUUUCAACAUAGUUCAAGUCUUGGAUUACACUUUUAAGCUAGUCUUAUGGCUCUUAGACUUGCAUGUUACUGUAAAUGUUGGGGAUAAAAAUGCAGAUGAGUUUUCACUUCUUUCCC